Molecule: messenger RNA, 2222 nt
Organism: Camelina sativa (false flax)
Lineage: Eukaryota; Viridiplantae; Streptophyta; Magnoliopsida; Brassicales; Brassicaceae
Source: RefSeq, a predicted model, not a curated record
ACAACAAUAAUUAUAAAAUAAAUAUAAGACCUUCAAUCUUAUAAUUCUGAUCGUCAAUGGCGAUUACUAGUACUGUUACAGUUCGUAUCACUGAUGAGCUCUCUCCCACCUUCUUCUCCUCCUCCUCCUCAGCUUCCACUAGAGCUUACUGGAAGUUAACCCGACGACUGACCUCCUUCGCGUACGAUCGCCAUACGGAUCGGGAAUUCGGAAUCGGUGGUAAGUUGAAGGCGACGACGAAUCCGUAUUCGUACACGGAAGUGGCACGGCCUGAGGAGAGGAAGAGUUUGACGGUUUUUUUGGUGGAAGCUGGAGAUUUCGUCGGAUCAGACGGUGGUCCGCCUCGGUGGUUCUCUCCGUUGGAAUGUGGCAAACGCGCUCCAGAAUCGCCUCUUCUUCUCUACUUACCUGGGAUCGAUGGUACUGGAUUAGGGCUCAUUCGCCAGCAUAAGAGGCUUGGAGAGAUAUUUGAUAUAUGGUGCCUUCACUUUCCAGUCAGUGAUCAUACUCCUGCUCGAGAUCUUGUGAAGCUCAUUGAGAAGACAGUUAGGUCAGAGCACUACCGUUUCCCAAAUAGACCCAUUUAUAUUGUUGGAGAUUCUAUUGGAGCUUCUCUUGCUCUAGUUGUUGCUGCCAGUAACCCCGACAUCGAUCUUGUCUUGAUUCUCGCUAAUCCAGUCACUCGUUUCAACAACUUCAUAUUGCAAUCUUUAUUGGGCUUCCUGGAUAUUUUGCCUGACGGAGUUCCCAGCUUGAUAGCAGAGAAUUUUGGGUUUAGCCAAGGUUCUCCGUUGACAGAAAUGUUCGAGACCAUGCUCAAUGAAACUGAUGCCGCGCAGAUGGCUAGAGGGCUAUUAGGAGAAUUAUUUGCAACUUCGUCUAACAUGCCUACUCUGAUGAGAAUCUUUCCCAAGGACACACUUCUGUGGAAGCUUCAAUUGCUUAAGUCUGCUUCAGCGUGUGCUAAUUCGCAGAUGGACACAGUCAACGCCCAAACACUGAUACUUCUGAGUGGACGUGAUCAAUGGUUAGUGAACAAGGAAGACAUUGAGAGACUCCGCGCAUUGCCAAGAUGUGAAGUUCGUGAGUUUGAGAAUAAUGGACAGUUCCUCUUGUUGGAGGAUGGCGUAGAUCUGGUGAGUAUCAUCAAGCGUGCGUAUUAUUAUCGCCGUGGGAAGUCACUUGAUUACAUUUCAGAUUACAUUCUGCCUACCCCAUUUGAGUUCAAAGAGUAUGAAGAAUCCCAAAGAUCACUUGCAGGAGUACCUUCAGAGGGACCGGUUCUAUAUGUUGGAAAUCACAUGUUGCUUGGUAUGGAGUUGCAUGCAAUAGCACUUCAGUUCUUAAAAGAAAGGAACAUUCUGUUGCGAGGACUGGCACAUCCAUUGAUGUUUACCAAAAACAAAGGCUCAAAACUCCCUGAUAUGCAGUUGUACGACUUAUUUAGGAUAAUAGGCGCAGUUCCUGUCUCGGGUAUGAAUUUCUACAAACUACUUCGCUCAAACGCUCAUGUGGCUUUGUAUCCUGGUGGUGUCCGUGAAGCUUUGCACAGAAAGGGUGAAGAAUACAAGUUGUUUUGGCCAGAACACUCGGAGUUUGUAAGGAUCGUAUCUAAAUUUGGAGCAAAAAUCAUUCCUUAUGGAGUUGUUGGAGAAGAUGAUCUUUUUGAAAUGGUUUUAGAUUACAAUGAUCAAAUGAAGAUCCCUUUCUUGAAGAAUCUUAUAGAAGAGAUAACACAAGACUCCGUUAACUUGAGGAUCGAUGAAGAAGGUGAACUGGUAAAACAAGAUUUGCAUGUGCCUGGGAUAGUUCCCAAGAUCCCGGGACGGUUUUAUGUAUACUUUGGGAAACCAAUAGAAACAGAAGGUAGAGAGAAAGAGCUAAGUGAUAAAGAGAAAGCUCAUGAGGUUUACUUGCAGGUCAAGUCUGAGGUAGAAAAAUGUAUGACCUAUUUGAAGAUCAAAAGAGAAACUGAUCCUUACAGAAACAUUUUGCCGAGGUCGCUCUAUUACCUCCUUCAUGGUUUCUCUUCCCAAAUCCCAACCUUUGAUCUACGAGAUCAUUAAAUUUAGUUACUAAAUAAGUGUUGUAGCUCUAUUUACACGAACCUGAUUUAGCUGUGUGAUAAAAAAGAUAAAACACGUAAAUUUGGGUAUGUUAUUGUAACUUUGAAAGUGUGUAUGGCUGUUAGUUAAUGUGGAAAGGUGAGCGAGUCGGGAGUA